Olea europaea var. sylvestris is the source of this 5484-nucleotide messenger RNA. RefSeq names its product protein TIME FOR COFFEE-like. Gene Ontology annotation, cellular component: nucleus. NCBI's taxonomy places the organism in Eukaryota, Viridiplantae, Streptophyta, Magnoliopsida, Lamiales, Oleaceae. The transcript is spliced from 13 exons. Gene Ontology annotation, biological process: regulation of circadian rhythm. The coding region runs from base 278 to 4933 and encodes 1551 amino acids. The record is from RefSeq and is a predicted model, not a curated record.
GACAUAUGAUAAGAUUGAGAGAGAGACGGGGCAGAGAGAGAGAGAGAAAGUGAAGGGGAUUAGUGAAAAGAAUCCACUUAACAGGAGAUCUUGGAAAAAAUUGGUACUUUUUUUUGGUGGGUUUUCUAUCUAUGGUUUCACCGGAGGGUGGAGUGAAUCUUGAUUUUCCGGCGAGUAUCAUUUCAUUUUUUGUGGUGACUUUUCCUCUAACUAAAACCUGGUGAGAUUUUCAGAUUUGUGGCUAAAUUUGUGAUUACAGAGCAUAGACAAGUCACUGAUGGACAGAAACAGAGAGGGCCGUAGAGCUAGUAUCGUGGGCUCUAAUGGCUUCAACAGAAGGAGACCCAGGACUAACAGUCACAGAGACUCACCUGAUGAAGAUGGUGGAUUAGAGUUACAAGAAUCCGUCAGGUUAAGAGACAGAGGAAAGAAAGAUCGAGAUCGGGAUCGUGAGAGGGAGAGAGAAAGAGAAAGGGAACGGUCCAGUAGGAGCAAGAGAAGAAGAGCUGAGAGAGUGAUGAAUAAUAAAGAAGAUGGAGGAGAUGACACUUCAGAAGAAAGCAUGGAUGAUGAUGAAGUCUAUGAAGACGAAGAAAAUAUGACCACCUCCACCUCUACCACCACUAUCGGUGGCGGUGUGAGGCCGCCGCCGCCACAAGUGUCGGGUUUCGUUUCCAACCACCACCAGCAUAGCAACCACCAUCAUAGUCACAGUCAGCAGCAUAAUAUUAGUAGUAACAACAAUAUUAAUAAUAAUCACCAUCUUCAGCAUAGAAAAAGCUUUCCUCCUGCUUCUUCUUCUUCAUCUUCUUCAAAGGUUUUCAGAGGAGCACCUGUUUGGAAGGCCGGUGAUGAAAUGAUUGGCGUUUCCGUCCCCAGAAAAGCUCGUUCUGCAUCUACAAAGAGGUCUCACGAUUGGGUUUCAAGCAGUAGCAAUAACAACGUUGGGGUUGCCGGAGGAGAGCAGAUUCUCAGGCAGUCGUCGACUUCUCCAGCGAGACAGGGUAUUGCUUCAACCUCAGCGCCAUCGGCUGCAGCGCCAAUGUCUCCUUCGCUGUCCAAUGUUUCGAUUAGAAAGAAGCUAAAACUUGGUAUCAAUAACGGGCAGAAGCUAAAGCCGCCGCAGGCAUCAUCAAAAUCCAGUUCUUUGAAUCCAGAGGAUCUGGAGAUUGAAAUUGCUGAGGUGUUAUCUGGGUUGAAGACACAACCCCAAGGCCCUUCAUCCAAGAAAGAGGAUUCGGGGGAAGUUAAUAGAUCAAGCAUAGACGGUAAAUUGCAUGUUUCUUCUCCGAUCUCCAAUUCUACAAUGGCUAACAAUCCGAUUUUGCCUCCGACUUCUAGCCCCCUUUCAGUUGUUGCCCCAAAAAGAAAGAAACCGAGACAAGUAUUGGAAAAUCCGAACUAUGGUGUUCGUAGCAGCCCCUGUUCUACGGAUCAGAAGAUGAAGAGCGAGACUGGCUCUCCUAAUCUGGAGAAAAUCCUGGGAUCUACGGCUGAUAAUGGGUAUGAUAUGGGCAAUUUGGUCAAUUCUCAAGCUGUAGUGGCGCUGCCACCGGAACCUGUACCACCAGAGGCUGUGGUGGGAUCGGAAUCUAAGCCACCGGCUGAAGAAUUAAGAGAGACCAGAGAUUCAGCUACGGAGGAGUUGAGCUCACCAGAGAAGAAGGAAUAUCCUGUGGUGAGGUUAGAGGGUAAUAAUCCUGAGGACUUGACAGCGACUGCUUCAGUUUCUUCUCCAGGGAUUAAAUUGACUUCGAUGCUGUCUGGAGCAGAAAAUCAUAGGGAACCAAAGUUCGAAAUAGAUCUAAUGGCUCCUCCUCCACAAGUCAAGUCAUUGUCAGAAAGUGAUGCCAAGAUUGAAUUAAGGGCCGAUCAGAAGUCAGUACUGUCAAGUGUUGAUGCAGAUAUGAAGCUGGUCGAAAAGGAAGACGAGAAAGUGAAGGAUCAGAAAGAUGAUUCUACUAAUGUGGGAGUUGAAGAUAAGAAAGGUAAGGGAUCUGCUGAAGAAGAUAAGACAAUUGAGAUUAAGGGGAGGACUAUUGCUCUUCAGCUUGAUCUGGAAAAGCCUGAAAGAGAUGGGAAAUCUGUAACAGUUAACAAAUUGCAUCAGCAAUUACCAACUAAAGCUACCAGAGAAGAACCACAAGCUGAAAAAUCUGGUCAAUCAACGAGUUCAUUGCCUUUGCCAGUAUCAGUGGCUGGUUGGCCCGGUGAGCUUCCUCAAAUGGGAUACAUGGCACCGUUGCAAGGAAUCGUAUCAAUGGACGGAAAUGCUGUUACGCCGGCACCAAUUCAGCCAUUAUUCUCUCAUCCCCGGCCCAAAAGGUGUGCAACUCAUUGCUACAUUGCUCAGAAUAUACACUACCUCCAGCAGUUUGCUAAGGUGAAUCCCUUCUGGCAUGGCUCUGCCUCGAUGUUUGGAUCAAAACCUUGCAAUCUUAAUGUGGUGCCUUCUGCUGAUCUGCUUGGAAACAUGGCCAUUCGAGGUGUAAACAAUAUACCUGAUAAGAGGCAGGGUCUUGCUAAUAUCCCCAGUCAUAUUGGGAAGGAGAAAAGUUCUCAACCUCCUAGUACUUCGGAUUCUGCUCAGAGAAAGCAGAUUUUGCUACAGCAAGCUAUGGCACCUAACAAUUUAGUGGGACCAGCUUUUAUCUUUCCACUGAAUCAGCAACAGGCGGCUGUGGCGGUUGCCUCUGCUCGACCAAAUAUUGCAAAACCGCCAAACGCAAUGGGCAGUGUAGCUUCAUCUAAUAUCUCCAAUUCUGCAUCCGCUAGUGCCUCUUCAACAGCUGGUGGAGCACCUACUGCUAUGAGCUUCAACUACUCGAACAUGCCCCCCAGUGAAACCCCAUACUUGGUCUUGCAGAACAAUGCAUACCCUUUUCCGAUUCAAGCUAUGGGGCCCCCAACAAAUUAUCGAGGACCGCCUUCUCAGGCAAUGCCUUUGUUUAAUAGUUCUUUCUAUUCUUCUCAGAUGAUCCAUCCAUCUCAAAUUCAGCUCCAGCAGCCACCGGCCUCUCUAAGUCAUCAAAUGCAAGCUCAUCAAAAUGCAAGCAGUUCCUCAUCUUCCCAGAAGCAUUUACAGAGCCAGCAAUUGAGGCCACAAGGCAGCAGUGCCAACGGCGGGAAUGGGAGCGAGAACUUGCAAAACUUACAGACACAAAGGUCCCAGCCUUCUCAGCUGCCACAACAAUCACAGAAUCACCAUAUAAAUCCUCCUCGGGCACGCCACCUUGAGAACGAGUUGUGUGGUGAUGAUAGUCCAUCGACUGCUGAUAGCCGAGGGGUUCGAGCACCAGUGAAUAUUUAUGGUCCGAAUUUUUCCAUGCCUAUUCACCCGCAGAAUUUUGCUUUGAUGACUCCUCCGGCUGCUUUGACUGAUGCUGCUGCCUGCAGAAGUGGGAACCAGAGUGAGAAGCAGCAACAACCACAGCAGCAGGGUCUAAAGAGCGGAGCAGAUUCACAGCCGCCCCAGACUUUUCCAAUGUCAUUUGGUCUGAUAAAUGGCACUACCACUGGUUCGGUUAUUGACAUGACGUCCAUAUCACAAAAUCAUGCAAUCUUUCAGAGUUUCCCGGAGUCCACUCGGCAAAACAUCCCGAUGAUGGCAGUGAAGAACUUCAGAAUUUCUGAGGAUGGUAAAUCUGGAGGUGGUGAUUCCUCUGCAACUGACGAUGAGAGGAAAGGUAAGGCUGGGAAGAGUGAAGCAGGUGUUGGGCAGUCAAUUGUGUUUACGAGAACAGAUAGAGCCGAUGCAUCUGUUUCGUCCCGGACCUCUCGUACCAUCAAUCAGAAUACUCAGAUACAAACUCAAAUUCAGCAGCAGCAGCAGCAGAUGCUGCAGCAGUUUUCGGCAACUAUGGGUGCUCGGAGUAAAGCACCAUCGACUGGUAGUGUAAACAUUUAUUCUGAGCACUUAAAUUCAUCUGCAUCCACAGUUGCCAAGUUUCCGAAUACACUAUCCGGCUACCCACAAAACAUUGUUCAAAACAGCAACGUCAGCAGUCCUGUUCGGUCUCCCCAGUGGAAGAGUUCUGUAAGAACAUCGACCUCACAAGCUCCAUCAUCUACAGCAUCAUCAAUAAAAAAUCUAUCUCAGCAGCAGCCCCGAACUCAACAAAUGCACACACAGAUAUCUUUUGGGGGAAGUCAGAAACCAUCUGCUGCUUCACAAGCGCAACCCCCUCCAAGUAAUAAUAAUAAUCAGGCACCGUCUUCUCCUAUGAUGGUUGGCUCACCUACAACUUCGUCCAUCUCCAAAGGACCAAGUGGAAGCCCGAGAAAUACAGGUGCUUCCACAAGCAGCAAAACAGGACAGGUUUCUUCAUUGUCUACACAAUUGGCUAAAAACUCGCAAGCAGUUGCGAGCCAGAAGUCCCCAUCAAUUCUUGGAAACUCGCACGUCAUUUCCUCUUCGAACAGUGGAACAAAACCUCAGAUGCAACAACAGUCCCAACAACAGCAGUUACAAAAGAAUGUGCAACAAACACAAUACUUCUUUUCACAUCCCUAUUCCCAAGCCCAACCUCCGCACUCCACUAGUAUAAGUUCCACCACUUCAGGCAGUAGUGGGUAUUAUACGCAGAGAAGGCGGCCACAGCAACACCAGCAGCCGACUCAGCAUCCACCAGGCGCUCCGGUAACAUCUUCGACUGCAAUGCUGUCUUUGUGCCAGCCGGUUACUCUGGCUAGUACAAGCACUAACGAUCCUGCUAAAGCAAUUGCUGCAGCCACUUGCAAUGUGAAAGGCAGUGGGUUACCAGCGCAAGGCCUUUUCCACGCUGCUCAAUUUGCUGCACAGUCAUCGGGAAAUCUCUUAACAGGCUUGUCUUAUGUACAAACUGUUCCUGCUGCUGUUCCUGUGAAACCUGCAGAGCAGAAACAAACUGCUGGAAAUGAUAAUUUGCACCCAUGGCAGCCUGAGAAGAAAUGAAAGACGUUGCCAUCAAUUUUGCACAACCGUGGGAAACAACAUCAUCAAAUGAGCAAACCACAAUUUUGAAAGAAGGACAAGUUGAGCCAAGGGAUGGUGUUUUACUAAGUUUUCUUGAACCGAUAUUCCAUCCCUCUAGAAUGAAUGUGUGCCCAUUCAACGUCCUUUGUCGACACAUUGAAGGAGCUGAUUGUUGAUUGGUAAAAUUACUAAUUGAAUUAAAAAGACUGGCUAUGGAAGGAAGUGCUGAUGAAUAUAUUGGAUGUGUUCAUUUAAGUUUAUAAGACUCAAGGGAAAGGCAGCGGUAGUUUAGAAAAUAUUCCAGUCUGUUUUGAUGUAGUUAGUGGAUGUUCUUUUAUUUACAUGUAUCUUCUGUUGGGAAAAUUAUUUCCUGAAAGAGGAUUGUGAAAAAAAAAAAAAACAGUACCUCUUUGGACAUAUAUGUAUGUAAUGAAGUGCACCAUAUGUGUACGUCUGUGGUACAUAUAAGAGCAGUAAGCCCUCUCAAUUCUUUUUAUGAAAGUCUUGCCUACUAUUAGUUGUAUGAUAAA